Molecule: messenger RNA, 3890 nt
Organism: Corythoichthys intestinalis (scribbled pipefish)
Lineage: Eukaryota; Metazoa; Chordata; Actinopteri; Syngnathiformes; Syngnathidae
Gene: il20ra
Product: interleukin 20 receptor, alpha
Exons: 7
Coding region: 126-1652 (508 amino acids)
Biological process (GO): cytokine-mediated signaling pathway
Cellular component (GO): plasma membrane
Molecular function (GO): cytokine receptor activity; protein binding
Source: RefSeq, a predicted model, not a curated record
GUUAAGUUGCAUUCUUUUUACCACCGCAUUCAUUUCAUCUCUGUUAAAAAACUCAUUCUCUGUUUUUUUGUCAGUGUCGUUUCGCUUUAUUCGGGAGAGGUAAAACAUGACCGUUCUUUCCAAGAAUGAAGCUUUUUUUGUUGCUUCAAAUCUUGGUGGGUUGGUGGUCCUUCACAGACUCAACCCAUCCACCCAACCCUAUUAACGUCAGAUUCGAGUCGUUGAAUCUGAUGAACUCGGUUCACUGGCGACCAGGCAAAGGAACACCGGAUGGCACAAGCUACACGGUGCAGUUUGCCUUAUACGCGGAUAUUCUACCGGACAGCAAACUGUUAAACUGGAGGCCCGUAGCACGGUGCGAGGAAACGGAACGAACAUGGUGUGACCUGAGCAGCCAGACAUGGGAUUUCGAACAAGGUUACUACGCACGAGUGCGUGCUAUAAGCCCCUCUGGUUUUUCAGAGUGGGUCGAGACGAGGCGCUUUCAUCCAAAAUUUGACACUGUUUUCGGGCAACCUGAAAUUACAUUGGAAGUGAAGGAAAACACAGCCAUCGUCCACUUAACUGCGCCGGUUCGAUAUCAACCUGAUGAGCGCGCCCCGCCCAUUAGCAUGGCAACACUCUACCCGCAGAUGACCUUCAACCUCUCUGUUCAGGAUACACGCCAGGACCAAGUGCACCAUUUUACAGUGACAACAAACGUCUACAAAUACAGACUACGGAGUUAUGACACAGACUAUUGCUUCUCAGCAAAGGUCCGAUUCCUUUACCAUCGUUAUCAAUGCAACCAGUCCGAAAAGCACUGCAUAACCACAGGCAAAGAUCCCGUCACAAGCCAGGUGCAGAGUGUAGUUGUGGGUAUCGUGGUUCCGUCGCUGUUCAUCUGCAUUUUUCUGGUGGUCGGCUACGUUCUCUAUCACUACCUAAGGGGGAAUGGACAGAAAAAACCCGACGCCCUGAACUUCACUGUUCUGCAAAUCCAACCCUUUGCUUUACCAGACAGCGUCAUUAGACCUUUGCGAGAGGAGAACUCCUCGGACGAUGACGACGACAAGGACAAUAACGCAUCAGAUUUUGGACUUUCCUGUGCCGCGCCGCGUCCGCAAGAACCACCUGUGCCGGAAGAAACCUGCGAUUACGGCAGCGUGGUGGCUACAGUGGAUGUUCAGCCCCAAGAGUCCCACAUCGGUAGCUACAUGCCGCAGGAGCAAAGCAAACAUCCUACGGAAAACAAGACUGAUUUUCCAACGCCAUAUUUGGCUAAUAGCUUUCCAAACAGCCUUAAAAUGCCCGUGAAAGACAUGUUGCAGUCAACGGGGAGCUCAUACAGGAUGCGUAAUGAAGAUGUUCAGACCGAGGAGCCUCCAUCCGAAAGCUACGCCGUGUUAGUACCGAGUGGAGCGGACCAAGAUGAGGCAGGACUGGUCUGUAACUGGGACCCUCAAAAGAGAGAGCUGGUGCUGCCUGGGCUGGAGACGGCGCUGUUAGAGCCGGAGGGUGAAGGCGAACGGAAGAAGGGCGUUUUAAAACUAGAAAAGGUCCAUGUCAGGCAAUUGUCGCAGGAAGAGCAAGAGGCGUUGACGCAGGAAGAGAGCCCUGCGGGGUGGGUCAUGGAGGAUUUUACCAAAAAAUACGACUUGCAAUUCAAUUAAUACGUUGCGCUGCCCUAACACAUCUUGCAGGGGUCUGAUUAGCCUUUUAAAGAAAUUAUUUUCAUGUUUAACUGUAGUGUUUGUAAAUUUUGAGUGUUUAUGUCUUUAAAAUGUGGUACUUGAUUUGUUCAUACAGUUGACUGACUCGGUAUGAGUCGUUUGUGCAAUAAACCGAAUUGUAAUUGCACCGGCGACUGUGUUUGUGGGGCAUUACAUUACAUUCUAACAAGCAAUGGUAAGCAGUUUUAAAAGAGCUAACAAUAAUAAGUUACUGUCAAGUUAAAAAAUAGACCCUUAGGUAGACAUUUGUAAAAUUACCCAAAAAUAAGGAGAGACGACACUCAGUUUUCUUGGACAAGGAGAGCAAGGAGGGACUAGACAGAGAAAUGUUAGAUUACGCUGUACAGUCACCAAAAUUGAUCUAAAAAAACCUCCUUGCUCUUUCUUUUAUUAGGGGUUCGUCCUAACACAGAAGGGUGCCGCCCUAAAGGGAGGGGGAAAGCAAGCUGUAGACACCCAUGUGAUUUUGGUUGGCUAUGUGUUAGCAUGUAGGUGGAACUAACUAAAUACACGUGUGUAAUCAAGGGCACUUAGGUAAAGUGGUCAGAAUGACCCAGACACUUCAGUUAUGCAACGCUGCGGCCAUGGAAAAUGUCCUCGAAUGGAAGAUUGUCCUCGAAAGUCUAGACGAAAGUCCAGACGUAAGAUGCUGAAGAUGUCCUAGAAGGUCUAGUUACGCAAUGUUGCAGCCAUGAAGCAAGGCAGUUGUCACCCCGACCCUUUUUAACACUUUGUAACACUUAAAUAUUAUACCUAGUAUAGCAAGCAACAAUCAUUUACUGGUUAUAUCAAAUAAGAAAAAAUAUGGCAAUAUGUAUUAUGUAUGUAUUAGGUAUAUGAGCACAAGCAAAUAUUCAAUCAAUCAAGCAAAUAUUCAAUCAACCCUCGAUAAUUAACUCAACAGUUACCUUCAGAUUAGAGCAGGGUGGUAAACCGAAAAUUUACCGUUACCGAAAUUCUUCACGAUGACCGACGUAAUUUUGACCAUGUCGGUAAAUUCGGUAAUUUAAUAAAAGAAGAAAAUAUAGUCUUUUCAUCCCGCUUUGACUCUGUGUUGUUCGGCUAUGUUCAUUCCCCUUUAAGAAAACAGACAGUGUGCUUACGUAUGGAGUCACAUGGUUUUCAGGAAGCCAAUCAAACAGAAGCCCGGUAGGCUAACGCUAGCUGCUAACGCUAGCGGCUAACGCUACAAGUAAACGGGAUGAAGUCGGGCUUAAGUUAACUUCGCCAAACUUUCACCCGACAUUAAGUAAACUCUUGACGGGUUCCAGAUAGGGAUGGAAAAACCGAGGCUUUCUGAUGCAAUGAACCACUUUUAAGACAAUUGCCCUAAAUUGAAUCACUGUUUGACACACUGCAAGAGCCCCAUCUACUGGAUAAACAGUGCACGUUUCUUUUUAAAAGUAAAGUUGACAAAUUGCCUCAGCAUUACAUAUCUUCAAUAGAAUUAAGUAGAUGUCGUCUAUUUCAACCAGGAGAUCGUGUCGUCAUUAAGUGUGAUUUACACAAUUAAAGUUGACCUCUUUAAGCCUGUGUCAUUGCUUUUGUCUGUGAAGAUGUGUUCAAAGCAGUAUUUGUAAUACACAACAGUGGUAGUCUUGUAAGUGGCUCGUCCUAGAUGACGGGGAGUAACUAUGUAUUUAUUUUUUGUAAAAAUUACAGUACAGUAAGCACAGUGCUUGGGAACAGGAAUAUUAUUUAUUGCAUACUGUAAGGAUUUCCAAAAUCAUAAGAUGUAAAUAAUUGAGCCGAAUAAAAGAAAGGAAAGGUUUGUGAAACAUUUUAUUUUUUAAUUAAGUAUAAUUUCUGGGGGACGGGUGGAUGUGUCGUAUUUGUAUCUAUUCUAAAUAUCCAAACGUAUGCCACUAUCUAGUGUAUAACAAUGCGGAAUGAAUUUAAUGAAACUCAAGUGAUGAUAUUUUUCAAGUCAUACAAGCUGUUAUAAAUAUUCACACAAGAAUUCUUAUUGUUUACAAGAUUUUUUUUUAAUACUUAAUUUUUAGACUGCAUGUGCAAUUGUUAAAUUGAAAGCUGGUAAAUUUAACGAGAAACUGUUAAUUUGUAUUCCAUGCAUUGAUUCAAAUUUUCAAAUUAUAUAACAGUUUGCUUGGGCGAAUUUAUCGUCAUUUAUCGUUAUCGAGGUAAAUCUGCUCAAUUUAUCGUGAUACGUACUUAAGG